AUGAAAUAAAUUACAGAUAACGACAACUAUUCAGUUGAUGGUAUUAAUUGUAAUUACUUAUCAUUAGGUUGGAAUUUUGAUGAAUAGUCCAAUUUCAUAAAAUACACAAAAUUUGUUAUUCCUUUCACUAUCUUAAUCAAUAUUUAUCUUAUUGUGAUUACUUUUCUUUAUAAGACUAUUUAUCCACCAUACUUUUAUGAGAUAUUACUUUACUCUUCUAUCUAUGGAAUAUCUUUAUCGAUAUUCAAUAUAUUUUGGAAAUAAGAAAGUAUUAUGUAUAAAUUAUAAACUUCUUAGAGGAUUCAGUAAUUAGAUAAUUAUCAUUUGUUUUAAAUGGCUUAAUGAUAAUAAUGGCAAUCUCUUUGAUGAUAUUCUUUAUUGCCUCAUUUGAAGCUGAUUACAAUUAUAAAAUUGGUGAGAAUUCCAGUUAUAUCAAUUAAAUUUAAGAAUGGUAACAUUUUACACUUUUAUUUCGUUCAAUACUCUUAUCAUUAUUCCUACUUCUAAUUUCAUAUUUUUAUAUUACUUAUAGUCUAUAUCUUUGUUAAGAUUAGUAAAAUCUCAUGAUAGCUUUACACAUUUACAAUACUUUAUUUUUUAUAACUGGAAUAGCUAUCAAUCACUAUUCAAAACUUAUUGGAUUUUAAUUAAUAUUAUUAUUAUUAUUAAUAUCAACAAGUAUAUUAGUUUAUAGUGCUAAUCUUAAAAAGAUUAAAGUAGCUUAUUUUACUAUUGGAGCUAUUUUAUUAUUUUAUUUAAUACUCAAUCAAUAUUAACAUUUUUCAAAUGUAAGAUAGGCAAAAUAAAAUAAAAUAUCAGUUUUAAAUGAUUGUUCAGCUCAUUUAAGAAAUCUACAUAUGGACUUUUUAUUUGCCAAUACUAAUUGUUAAAAAUAUUAAGAAAAUUUAUAAUGUAAUGAUGAUUAAAAAGCCUUUAUGUGGGAAUUGGAUACAAAAAUACCCAUUUCUUAAAGAGAUACAAAAUUAGGAUGUUUGAAUCUAAAUUGUUGUGGAAUAGUGGCUGAUAGAUCUAAAUUUAAAUUGAAUGUCAUUACUUUAGUUCAUUAAUUAAUUGGUUUUGCUACAUUAACACUUAUUUUGUACAUAUCAUAAAAACCUCCAUUAUUGAAUACAGAAAUAAAAAUUUAUGAUUUCAUUUUUGGAACUAUUUAGUUAUUUUUAAUUAUUAUAACAAUCUUUUUAUUUAGUAAAGAAAUUAAUUAAGAUAUCAAUAAAUUUAAUUCACUUUAAACUUCUAAAUAUAUAGAUAUUCCAAAAGGAUGUAGUUAAAUGAAAAAUUUCAUUACUCUAAAUUGUUAAUUUAUAUAUUGUGAUAAUAUUGAAUUAACAAUUAAAACAGAUUUUCCAAUGAAUUAUUAUAGAUUAAGUAAUUCUAAAGAUUUUUAUGUUGAUGAUUCAAAUUUCACAGAAUUAAAAUUUAUUGGUAAAUUUGAUGCCAUCUAAAAUUAUAUCUAUUCAAAUGUAUUUAAAUAUUUAUAUUUAGAUCUAUAUAUGUGUUACUAGUAAAACAGUUAAUAUAGACUUUACAAUUUAAAAAUCUACUAGAUUGCUUAAAGAAAUUAGUUAAACUAAUCUUAUUUAGAAUUAAGACAUACUUAAAACACUCUAAGCAGUUAGAUUUUGGAAAUUAGAGUGUUAAUUAAACAUUAAUUAAAAUUACACUAUAAAAUUACUUAAUCCAAUCACUAAUACUGAAUAUUUAUAGAUACAAAAUUAGAAUACUUUAAAUUUUAUAUAAGAAUAAUCUUAUAUAUUAAUAAUAUAAUCCAAAGGAUAUAUUCCUUAUGAAUAAAACAUUUUUAUUAAUAAGGAUACAUUAUUAAACAUAAAUCUAAUCAAAUAAUAGAAAUAACUAUCAAUUAUUUUAUAAGGAUCUAAAUAAUCUAUGUUAGGUACAACAUUUGCAACCAGUAUUUAUAAAUAAUAUACAACUACAAAGUGGAUUGGAUCUAAUAAUUAUAUGCAUCUAGAAUAUAUUGAUGAUACAACUUAAAUAAUAAAAAUAGAUGAAAUUGAUUAUCCUAUUUUGGUAUUUAUUAUAAAUCCUAAUUAUGAUGCAUUAUUAACUAUUUAUGAUGAAGAUCGUUUAUUAUAUAAAUCAUACACUAAUAAAUAAAUUAAUACAUAAUAAGUUUUAUGUUUAUAAGGUAAUACAAUAAAUUAUUUAAAAUCACAAACAUCAAAUAAAUUAUUGCCUAAUAGUCUUAUAUGUUAAUGA
Paramecium pentaurelia is the source of this 2238-nucleotide messenger RNA. The record is from the annotation of a GenBank genome assembly. NCBI's taxonomy places the organism in Eukaryota, Ciliophora, Oligohymenophorea, Peniculida, Parameciidae.